AUGUCAGGCUUGAUCACAUUUAAUUCUGUUAACAAGCCACGGAGUUCUUUGGUACCGAUAUCCGUUGAUCAUGUUACUUCCAACAUAUCCAAUGAGCCAUCUUUAGACCCUCAGCCCAAACUAUCUUCUAAAGACCAGCCCGCCGUACCAUCACGAUGGCCUAUUUUCUAUAGCUGCUACUUGCUCCAAUCUUCCAAAUCUAUACGUUCUUUUUACAUUGGAUCGACUCCUGACCCAAUUAGACGACUGCGUCAACAUAAUGGUGUUCUUAAAUCUGGUGGUGCAUACCGCACUCGCUCCGACAAAAAACGUGUUUGGCGUGCUGUUGCCAUUGUUUGCGGGUUCCAAAGCAAAGUCGCAGCUUUACAAUUUGAACAUGCGUGGCAACACCCCGACAUCACCCGGCACAUAAACUCUGAUUCCAAUUUGUCGAGAAAUCAACUGCAGGACCCAGAGAGUGUCCAGAAGAAAAAGCCCAUAAAACCACGUACUCUGGCUGGCCAUCUCAAUGCUAUGAAAUCUCUCAUGCGAGCACCACUUUUUUCUCAUAUGCCUCUCGACCUGUACAUUUUAGAAAAAAGUAGUUCUGAAGCAUGGAAAAAGAUCACAAAUGAUACCAGGAAUAAUAAAAAGUAUAACGAAACAGACGACAAGUUUAAUGUCAUUUGGGAUUUUGACGAAUCCAAGUCUAUAACAGAUUAUGCAACAUGUGAUCCGGAACAUUUUGAUGAUAUGCGGCCUAUACGAGCCAAAAAGUCAGCAUCUAAAGGCCAGUCUGCUGAAGAAACCAUUUCUAACGAAAGCAAUCCAAUUAUUCUUGACGGAGAUGAGCUUGGAGAAGAAAGUGAGGGAGAUGAAAAUAGCUACGAUGGACUAAAACAAAUACCCAUUUUAGGUGGCCCAAAACGUUGCUUGUUAAAAAGAUUACGUUCAGAGCAUACCCGAGAGUCCCAGCUAGUUCACGAUGUGCUGCGCAAACUCAAUCUUGAAAAAAAAACACAGCUGGAGCAAGAAUUGGAGUUUGAAAUUUCAAAAGGUAAACAGACUAUUUUUAACGACGAGGAUUAUAAUAACGAUGACGAGGAUGGAUUUGGAUAUGGCCUAUACGGUAGUCAAGACUACAUUGUCGGUGCGCCCAAUCAUCAAAUCACCAGAGUUAACAACGAUAAUAAUUCCACUCGUAUGUGCCGUCUUUCUCUCAAACCUAUUCAUCUUUGCCAAGAUCUUAUGGCAGUAUGCACAGUGUGUGGCUCGACUAUACAUCUCACUGAAUUAGCAAAGUAUGCACUUAAAGUUGGACCCUAUGCAAAUGGAAAGCAGAGAGAAACAGGCUUAAUUCCAGUAUUACCAAGGACGUUCCUUUGUCCGUUUUGUAGUGACGAAAUGUAUUGGAGAGAUGUUUCUCGGCUGGCUUACCUUCUCCAACAACACUUUUUGACUGACCCUGAGAAUUAUGGCAAGAAAAACUAA
Molecule: messenger RNA, 1470 nt
Organism: Magnusiomyces paraingens
Lineage: Eukaryota; Fungi; Ascomycota; Dipodascomycetes; Dipodascales; Dipodascaceae
Exons: 1
Coding region: 1-1470 (489 amino acids)
Biological process (GO): double-strand break repair via homologous recombination
Cellular component (GO): Slx1-Slx4 complex
Molecular function (GO): crossover junction DNA endonuclease activity; 5'-flap endonuclease activity
Source: RefSeq, a predicted model, not a curated record